Molecule: messenger RNA, 8491 nt
Organism: Bemisia tabaci
Lineage: Eukaryota; Metazoa; Arthropoda; Insecta; Hemiptera; Aleyrodidae
Gene: Kdm3
Product: Lysine demethylase 3
Biological process (GO): regulation of transcription by RNA polymerase II
Cellular component (GO): chromatin; histone deacetylase complex
Molecular function (GO): histone H3K9 demethylase activity; transcription coregulator activity; chromatin DNA binding
Source: RefSeq, a predicted model, not a curated record
GUAACCGAAGCUCGCCUGUGCGAUGCGUGAGUGCUGUUCGUCUCGCCGAGUUCCUAAUGUGUCGUGCUGUGCAAAUUGUAAAUAAAAAUUCGAAAUGGUUUUAUGAAGUGUCAGUGUGUGUGUAGUUGUUUUCAUGCUCUACUCAGUGUAAAAUGUCUCAUCGUUUUCGGAAAAAUAUCGUGGGAAAGCGGUUCUUUGCUGUGUCUGCCUCCGAAAAGUUACGGAAAAAUAAUGUGAAGGGUUGGCCCUGGAUUAGUGGAUACAUUCGAGCAGCUUCCCUGAAGGAUAGCGAGGAUGAAAAAAUUCAGGUGCUGUUGGAAUACGACGAUAAACCAUGGACAACCCGCGAGUGGGUGAGCAUUUACUCGAAGGAGAAAUUCGGCAUUUUUCUCGUUGAAUCCGGCCUAUACUGGGCGCAAAGGAUCGACCCGUCGUCGAGGCGAACAGUCUACUGGCCCGCUCUGAUUUUCUCAGCGCUUGCCUCGACCAUCGAUUACAAGUCGCUGGUGGUGAAACCGAUUGAAUUUGUGAUGGAUGGUUUGAUCGCCUUUGUCAAUUAUGAAAAAUUGACCGCAUACGAGAACUGGGAGCAGAAGAUGGGGAAGUUGGGCGAGGAGCUGGAGGCUGUGAGGGAGGCCACCGAGCGGCUAGUCGAACGACAAGCCGGUCUCCAGAUGAUGAUGGAUACACCGAGUAUCCUCUACGGCUGCCGCGUCAAAGUCUACCGCACCUACGGCAUAGCCCAGUGGUACACCGCAGUCAUCGUCGGAUUCAACGAUGCCACACAGGAAUUAACCUUAAUGGACGACACUGUCUUAGAGGAACACUUUGAAGACCCAAGGCUGGUUCACAUGAAAAUAUUAGGAGACGGAGUUGUAAAUGGAAUCUUACGUGGUGAAAAUGUAGGCACAAGAAGGAGGCCGACCUCAAGAUACGGCGCUAGCUCAAUACCACCUCAAACCGACAAGAAUGCGCCGAAAGCGUCGAGCCGACGGCGCGUGCUCUCGGUGACGUCGGCGGAGCGGGACCGGGCGAACAAGGAGAAGAGCGGGCGCGUGAUCAGCUUCAAGACGCGCAAGAACUUCACGAAGAAGCGCUCGCGGAAGAAAACCAAGUCGCCGAAGUACCGCGCCAAGCUCGCCAGCUCCCGCCCGGAGAGCGGGAGCCCGCUGUCCCUCAAGACCCGGAGCAAGCGCGGCAAAGCCACCACCACCGAGGACGAGACCGAGGCCUCCUCGCCGCCCUCGUCCCCAGGGUCGGAGAACUCACCCUCCUCCUCAGGGUCGUCCUCCCCGGACUCCCCCAAGUCGCCGCCGCCCAAGUCACCAAAGUCACCGAACGUACCUGAAGUCCUGUUACCGUCGUCCAAGCGCAACUCGGAGCCCGUCUCGGAUUUCGAUAGCGAGGACGACUUGCCCCUCGUUCCGCCCUCGGCCCCGGCCCCGGCACCAGCGACCCCCGUUGUCGCCCCCGCAUCCCCGCCGCCCCCGCCGCCCCCGGCGCCACCCGCACCGGCACCCAAGUCACCCACCCCGUGUCGAGUCAGCCUCGAGUCUUCUUCUUCAAAUAAAGUCAAACCAAAACCGAAAAGUGUAUCCAAAGCGAAGAAGUGCAAGAAGAACGGUGAGAAUGUGGCUGUAGAAGAAGCUAAGGAAGAGCCCUGCAAAUCCCCAGCAGCCACCGCCGUAGAGAAGGAGAAAGAGGCGGAAGCGAAGGCGCGAUUAUCGGCACCCCCAUCGCCGGUAGAUCGUCCGUCGAGGCGGAGUCCGUCGCCAAAAUCGGAACCCGUCAAAGUCGAAGCGGAUCCACCCCCGAACCCCUCUACCGCCCCCGCACCGGCCCCGGAUCCGGCAGCAGAAGCGGAUACCAAGUGUGAAAGUGCGGAAGGAGAACCGGCCGCGGCAACACCGCCGGUCAGUGAUCUACGAGUGAGUGAUAGUGGUAGUGGAGUGAAGAGUGAAGCGAAGGAUACGCCGAAGGAUAAGGAUACCUGGAAGGAAGAGUGCGUGAAGGAGGAGUGCGUGAAGGAGGAAGAUGCGUGCGUGAAGGAGUGCGCGGCGAAGGAGCAGACGCAGCUCGAGCGCAUCGGGAUCGAGAAUGAAGGAGCGACGCUCUCGUUGUCGAGCAUCCCGUUGUCGGCCACUGUCAGAAGAAUGGACGAUGCCACCCCGAACAUCCUCCGGUUCCCCGACCGCGACGACCGCUCCGACUCGGGGCUGAGCUCGCUCCGCUCCGUCUCCGGCAGCUGCGCGAGCGGCGAUGAACGCUCCGGCUCGCGGAGCAGCGCCCUGAGCAGCUCGGACGAGCCCCCGCCCGCCCCGGGCCCCGGCCCGACGACCGGCCUCAACCUCAACCUCAACCUCGGCCAAAACCUGCAGAUCACCAGGUCCGCCCUAUUGGCCGCUAGUCACAGCCACCAGAACGAGAAGGGAGCAGAGGUGUGGCGCGACCCCAGCCUACUGCUGGCGGAGCCCGUGCGCCACGUGGACAGUGUGCAGCAUCAGUCGCUGCUCAUGUCGCAUCCUGCGGGGUCGGCCCCGCCGCAAGCCGCCAACCCUAGCGCCCACUACCCGCCGCCGCAGAGCAUCAUGAGCCCGCACCAGUUGUCCCUCCACCACCUGGCCCAGCCGAGCCUCUACUCGCAGAUCCCCGAGAUGCUCUUCGCCAGGCGCUUCUCCCCGCUCACCACCCACCCGGGCCACCCCGGCCACCCAGCCCACCCCGCCCACAACGCCCACCCCGCCGACGAGCUCAUGGACCGGGAACGAGCUUACCCCCAGGAACGACUCCUCAGAGAGAGACGUGAACAGGAGGUCAGAGAACUGGAAAAACAGCAGAAGGAGCGGGAAGUAGCCGCAGCAAGGGAAAAAGCAGCCUUAGAAAGAGAGAAACUCCUAGAACGCGAAAGGCAAGAAAGAUUUGAGCGCGAUAGAAUAGAAAAGCAAAAGCAAGCAGCUGAACAAGCAGUUCAUCGGCACUUUGAGGAAUCUCUAAGGCGAGCUUCUCAGAAGAGGAACAACAACAUGACAGUUUGGAAUGUUUUACCAGGCCACCAAGAGCAGGAUGAAAGAAAACGACUUCAUGACCAGCAACGAAUGAUUGUCGAACAAUCAAGACAGCAGUCACUGCACUACCCUCAAGUCAGAGCUCCGAAUCAUCCUCCUCCACCAGCCCAUAGCAGGGUUAAUGCUACUGUCAAACCGGUGGAAAAGCCAAGUUUGCCAAAAGCUGAACCUAAUUUUAGUAUGUUCCAUUACCCAGGCGGUUACCAACCUCAAUCUCAAAGAGGUUACCAACUUCACCCGGAAGAUGCCAAGCAGGAUCAACUAAAACAGGACCCUUCAAUGGUUAACAAGCGCGAUGAACGAGAUAUUAGCCUAUCGCAUGUGCCUCAAGCGCUCAUGAAUGACAUGAAGAAUACUGUGAUAGUGAAACACGAUGGUAAAAAUGUUCAUGGCCAUAUAGACUCAAUGAAACCACAAAUGAGGCAUUCUCCAAGUCCAAAACAACACUACCUCUCCCCAUCGACAACGCCAAAAACAGCUUAUGAAUAUCAAAAUCCUCACCAAUCGCAUCCUCAACAAAAACAAACUUUGGCUAGUAUAAGUAAAGUCAUGUACCCUAGACAAAGGCAGUCUCCGAGACCCUCUCCCAAAGUAUCACCUAUGACCAAUUAUCCUUAUCCUGCGCAAGUUCAUUAUGCCGCAGCAACAACACCACCGAAACCUAAAGUGAGUAGUCCUGCCCCCCCUCACAUUUACGGAAAACCCACUAGUGGAAUCAGUUCCGGCCUUCCAAUCCAUAGGCCGCAUGAUGCGCCUCUCCAGUUGGUCUCAAAGCCUUUAACUCCUUCACCCUAUACCCCCCUUCCUCAACAUUUUGUACCUCCCCCAAACACACCCUCACCUGGUCCACCACCACCGGCUCAUCGGACCAGCAGCCAAAUCGUGUUCCUUCCCAGUUCAAGUCAGCAGCAACCUUUAGAUUUGGGUGUUUAUUCAAGGCAUACGGAAGAAUUACCACGAACACAGCAGCCUUCGCCUCAACCUCCAGUCAAAGUUGAGCUGGAAUCGCAACCUACACCGCCACCAGUGUCAUUACCAACACCUGCGUCUACGCCUACGCCCACCCCAACUCUGGCAUCAACCCCAUCACCAGUCCCUGUAGUAACAUCAGCCCCUGUAUCUCCUAAACGAAAAGUAGAAACAAGUCAAGAAGAAGAAAGUAAGAAACCUCGUAUUGAAACGCCUCCUCUUUCAGUUCCACCUGCACCCAGUCCGAAUCUGGGGAGUGAAACAUCCAAUAGCCCUCGUCCGACAAGCUAUCCAGUACAUAAAUUAAAGAAAGCUUGGCUUCAGAGGCAUUCAGGAGAGCCCGAGUGUUCAGAAUCUAGUAAAGAUAUUGUAGGAAGUGGAUCCUGCGUAACGUUACCUAUAACUUUGAAUUCUACUUCUCCUGUACCUAGUGAUAUUAACCCUGUAACAACCUCAGCUUCGUCUUUUAGUAGUAUAGGUUCAAUGGCUGUCAAUAGCAUAAGUAAAGUGAAAACUAGUAAAAGUCGGAAACCUCCGAAAGAUUCACCACAGAAUUGUAGCACACUCAAUGGACAUGCUGCCGAUAAGUCCGUCAACGAAGAUGAUACCUCUAGUUCUGAAAAUGAUAGGAAGUCAUCACCUACGAAACGAAUACCCUCCAAACUGAAAAGGAAAAAAGGCAACAAUCAAAGGAAGCAAGCUGCCUCCGAGGAGUUAAAAAGGAAAAAGUUAGCCAGCACAAGUAGCACAGAUAGUGAUAGAGAAAGCGGUAGUGAAAAAGACUCGGACAGUGGGUCAGGAAAGAAAACCAAUGGCGGAUCAGUGGAAAAAAAUGGUUCUAAGGAUAACAAUCGUAAACGAGGUAGGAAGCCCAAAGGAAACAGCACCGGUACAAAAAACGAUAAUGGAGAGGGGUCGCGCGAAAAAAAGCCCCGAGACGAACCACCCACCCCGCAGCGUGACCCCUUGCAGAAACCUCCAUUUCAUCUCUUAAAAAAGUCCGGGAAAAGUUUUUUACAAGAUGGAUCGUGCCUUGAAGCUGCACCAAAACUUCCAAAAUGUCGGGAAUGCCGAUGGACACCUCACCAAAGAACAAAAAAUAAUCCUAGUAUAUUCUGUAGAUUUUUUGCAUUCCGCCGACUGCGUUAUACCAAAAAUGGCCAAUUAGCACUAGCUGGUUUCUCCGAUCCUCAUGAAGAUGCAUCUCAGGAUGACAUCAAACUGUGGCUGCCCAAUUCAGCUAGCCCGCCUUCUCAUAUUAGUACAGAAAUGUCCAGGUUUCUUCUGGAUCAAGUCGGUGACCAAUUUUGUGAUCUCCUUCAACAAGAAAAAGAAGCCAUCUCAAUACACAUGUCGGAAGAUAAGUCAAUAGCCUGGAAGCGGGUUGUACAAGGAGUACGUGAAAUGUGUGAUGUCUGUGAAACUACGCUUUUCAAUUUCCAUUGGGCGUGUGGCAAAUGUGGUUUCGUCGUCUGUAUAGACUGUUACAAGACGAGGAAGAAUGGCAAAACCAAGGUCUAUGGUGAUCCAGGGAAAGAUAGGGAUGAAUACUCGUGGCUACUUUGCACCAGUAAACAGCCGCAUGAACAGAAGAAUCUGAUGCUGACCCAAAUUAUUGCUGGUGAUGCUCUAAAUAAAUUAGGAUAUAAAGCGCACGAAUAUCGCGCAUUAUUUGGAAUCCCCAUCGGUUGUUCCUGUUCUGUUGCCAAUUCCCUGCAAACCAAUGGAUUUAGAAAUGAUGUGAAAGGUCGAGUGAAUGCAGACGGUGAGGUCUUAAACGGCCAGGUCAAGACGGAAUUUAAGAAAGAAUUGCAGGAUGGCAAGAAUGAUGAUUCACCCUUGAACUGGCUGGCAGAUGUGGCCUUGUCCAGUAGUCAUGAUGACAAGAAAGACGACUCCAAUAGCGGCAGUGAUAGCGAAGAUGCCAACUUCUCAACGUUGAGGGAAUUACUCAUCCGACCAGCUCACAAGGCCAAUGGUAGUGGUGCACCAUCUCCAGCUAAUAGUCCUCACUCUGAAUCUCCAGCGCUUGCCAAUAAUCCUAGCAACAACCAACCAAUCAAAUCUCAUUUAGAUACGUUAGACCAGGUCCGUUUGGUUUGUCCUAUGGCUAAUGUGAACAAUGUUCACAAUAGUGGCACAGUUCACAAUAGUGGCACAGUUCAGAAUGAUGUGAAAGGAGGUGAAUUAGAACAUUUCAAACGUCGUUCCAAUUUCCGACACCGAGAACAUCUACCCCCUCGACUCUGGACGCUUCUGGAGAGCAAGAAUCUGUACCCUGAUGUUCCACACUUGUGGCUCUGUGAAGGAAAGUUGUUGCGACUAUUAGAUUCUAAUCAUUCCGGAAAUGCCAGCAUUUUCCAAGAACAGUGGAAAAGAGGUCAGCCUGUGAUAGUUAGUAAUGUUACUUCUCGUUUAGAUAAAGACUUAUGGACGCCUGAGUCUUUCAUUAAAGAUUUUGGUGAUGUGAAGAAUGAUCUCAUAAAUUGUGCCACAGAUAACAUUGUACCCAAUCAGCCCAUGCGUAAGUUUUGGGAUGGAUUUGAGAAUUUGUCAAAAAGGCUCAAGGACGAAAAAGGAAAUCCAAUGCUAUUAAAAUUGAAGGAUUGGCCACCUGGUGAAGAUUUCGCCGAACUGUUACCCACACGAUUUCUUGAUUUGAUGAAUGCCUUACCAUUAGGUGACUACACACAGCGAAGUGGCUGUUUAAAUUUAGCGUCCCGUUUACCUGAAUGUUUUGUUCGACCUGAUCUGGGUCCAAAAAUGUAUAUAGCCUAUGGCUCUGCCAAAUGCUUCUCUCGAGGAACAACCAACUUGCAUCUGGAUGUUUCGGAUGCUGUCAAUGUGCUAGUCUAUGUCGGACUACCGAAAGACUCGGAGAAUGACGAUCAUAUUAAGGAGGCAUUCCGAGCAAUUGAUGAAGGAGGCUGUGAUAUUAUCACAAGGAGACGCGUGCGAGAAGCAGGAGAGGUGCCUGGUGCUCUGUGGCACAUUUACGCCGCUAGAGAUGCAGACAAAAUCAGAGACUUGUUAAACAAGGUGGCAAUGGAGCGUGGUGCUAGACUGGAACCUCACCAUGAUCCAAUUCACGACCAGUCAUGGUAUUUAGAUGCAACUCUGCGAGAAAAGCUCUACAAGGAGUACGGUGUUGAAGGCUACGCGAUUGCUCAAUGCAAAGGAGAUGCCGUAUUCAUCCCUGCUGGUGCUCCUCAUCAAGUGCGAAACUUGCACAAUUGCAUCAAAGUAGCUGAAGAUUUCGUCUCGCCGGAAAAUGUAUCUCACUGUUUCACACUGACGCAAGAAUUCCGUGACCUGUCCGAGCGGCAUCAAAACCACGAGGACAAACUUCAGAUCAAAAAUAUCAUGUACCAUGCAGUCAAGGAUUCCAUCUCAGUCAUGGAACAUCUGGCUGAAUCAAAGGCUGAUGUAAAAGACAUCAAGCCAAAAGUCGAAGCUUCUCCACCCAAUGAAACGGGGUUGUCUAACGAGGAUCCGUAAUUUUGUGCAGUGAACUAUUUGUUUUUCAUAAUUUUUCUUUCUUUUAUUACGGGUGUAGUGUUAAAUACAAGUCCAUGAAACUAAAAUUUUUCACCUUUUCUUAAAAAUAUCUGUACUGUAUAUUUUGAACACUUAACAAAUUCUUUAAUUUUUACAUUUUGCAACCUUUGUGGAGAUGUGCUUUCUGUGGUAAUUUCUUGUUUUGUUCUUUCAUUUUUUUCUUUAUUUAUUUGAUUAUUUUCUAUUAUCAUUUUCCUCAUCUCACGCUUUUAUAUUUGUACAUUCGUAUAUAUAUGUAUCGAAGUAUAUAUAGAUCUAUAAAUACUUGGAAUCUUUAUUAUUUGACUUUUAUCAAAUGAAUUGCCCUCUCAAGAGAGAAGAUUUAUCUGAGAUGAGCAACGUCUGUAUAUUUUUGAUUAAGUACGUUUGGACAUAGAUACAUUUUGAACACAAUGUAUCACUUUUGUAAAUUUUAUUUUCUUAAUUUUUAACCAAUACCGUCUGUGGAAAGCCUCUUUUAAUUGUUAAUGUAAAUAUUAUACAAAUCUUUCCAAAGAGCCUUUUGCCGACUUGUAUUGUAUAGAGUUACGGUUCAAAGAGCGAUGUGUACAGUGUUAAUAUUUGUUCAAUGAAGAAAGAUGAUAACUGCAAAGUAUACUAUCAUCUACGAUUUGUCAAAAGUUGAGAAUUUGUUUUUUUCUUUUUUCUUUAUUUGUGCUUAAGCAAGAGAAUGAGUUUAAGGACAACCUUGAAUUGAAGAAUAUCAAAUAUUUUUACGUUUUAAAGAUUUAAGAGAAAAAAGCAUUUUUGUGAUUAUUUUUCUUAUGAUUAUUCUUACUCUUAGGUCUAUCGAUGAAUACUUUUGCUUAGUAUUGUAUAAAUAUUGUAUUUACUAGAUAAAAUUACAGUGUAUUCUUUUUUAUGAAAGAAAUCUAAAGAAAUCAAUUGAAUUGUUCUCA